This is a messenger RNA of Trypanosoma brucei brucei TREU927, 1107 nucleotides long. RefSeq lists its product as hypothetical. The record is from RefSeq and is a predicted model, not a curated record. Bases 1 to 1107 code for a protein of 368 amino acids. The transcript has a single exon. NCBI's taxonomy places the organism in Eukaryota, Euglenozoa, Kinetoplastea, Trypanosomatida, Trypanosomatidae.
AUGGUUCAUUUUACUGUUUAUUACGGCAACAAUGAGGCGAUUACCUUCAAUGCGGAGUGUUCUUUGGGUUCUCUGCUGUGCAAUAUGCGAGAGCGGCUGAUGCCACCGGGUGCGUCGUACCCAUGCUUUGAGCUUCUUCCGCUUUCUUUUGUUCUGGAGCAGUUCAGGCCACCGAAGGUGGCGAAUUCCGCUGCGGCUUCUGCCACUCAACAUCAUGAUGGCGGCGGGGAUUCGCCAGUUGUGACGGGGCGGGGCGCGCCCUUCACGGGGACUUUUCCAUUCAUGGGGGUACCCACUCGGCCACUCGAAACUCGUGCUGAUACAUUUCUCGGUGGUCCCACCUCCGGAUCCCCAACGCCAUCUUCAGCAGCUAGUGCAAGUAACGGCUUUGCCGGGUUGCUUAACCCUACAGCCCUUUCUUCACUGCAUGAAAGCUAUGUUCUUCUCGGUUGCCGCUCUGACCCACCAGCUUGGCAGCACUCGGAGCGUGGUGGUCAGCAGAACUCAAAACGUGGCGCAACGGUUAGUAUUGCGGAUGGACCUCCGGAUUCAAGGCGCGUGCCUAUUGAGGUGUUUAAACGUCUGGGCACUGCGGACGCAACAACGAUGGAGCAACGGCAGACUACUCUUCAACACGCACAACUGAUAGCUGCGCUACCGCUGCAGGGCGGUAAUUCCGCAACACGAGCUCCAACGCCGCCGCCAUCUCAUCUGCAGACAAGUGCGGAUACGCCACUGAUAUUGGCCCAAAACGCAGGAAUAUAUGCGGGGGAUAUCACCGUUGCGUCCUGGCGGAAGGCGUUCAGUCAAUACCUUUCUACGAUUUUAGAAGUUCCCUCCAGCGGCAGUGUUAUGGAGGAGCGCUUGACGGUGACUGACAGCUGUGUAGAAGUUGAAGAAACAAUGAAAGGGUCUGAAGAGGGGAAAUGUGGAAUAAAACUUCCUCCUGCAGCCGCUGGCGCCUUUAUGACUCCUGUACCGUUAGUUACAGGUUAUGACGUGCUAUGGUGUGGUUUGCGUGGGGAGCAUGUUAGAUUACAGGAGGCGCUAGAUGAGCGGCUAUUUGCUGAUGUGGAUACGAAACGGAAGCGGUCAAAAAAGAAUUAG